Molecule: messenger RNA, 471 nt
Organism: Oncorhynchus nerka (sockeye salmon)
Lineage: Eukaryota; Metazoa; Chordata; Actinopteri; Salmoniformes; Salmonidae
Product: antifreeze protein Maxi-like
Exons: 1
Molecular function (GO): ice binding
Source: RefSeq, a predicted model, not a curated record
UCUGCUACUGCUGCUGCUGCUGCUGCUACUGCUGCUGCUGCUGCUGCUGCUGCUGCUGCUACUGCUGCUGUUGCCACUGCUGCUACUGUUGCUGCUGCUACUGCUGCUGCUGCUGCUGCUACUGCUGCUGCUACUACUGCUGCUGCUGCUGCUGCUACUACUGGUGCUGCUACUACUACUGCUGCUGCUGCUGCUACUACCACUGCUGCUGCUGCUGCUGCUGCUGCCACUGCUGCUGCUUCUACUACUGCUGCUACUACUACUGCUGCUGCUGCUACUACUGCUGCUACUACUGCUGCUGCUGUUGCUGCUGCUACUACUGUUGCUACUGCUGCUACUGCUGCUGUUGCUGCUGCUACUACUGUUGCUACUACUGCUGCUGCUGCUGCUGCUGCUGCUGCUACUACUGUUGCUACUACUGCUGCUGCUGCUACUACUGUUGCUACUGCUGCUGCUGCUGCUGCUGCUGCU